GUCCAUGUACUCCCCAGCCACCAACAGCGCAACUGCAGUACAAGCAACCAACUGCCCCCUCGGCCCACCACGACCCCAAAGUUCACUAUCGUGCUGCUUGUCCUCAAGAAAGCCGCAAUUCAAUCACAUUGUUUCCCUGCAACACAUCCUCAUCCCUUGCAUCCUUGGAUUCCACAUCGUCCACUUCGAUUCCUUCGGGUCGCCAUGACGGCCACCACCUCCUUCUCUCGGGCCUUGUCCCGACAGCUCCUCCCUGGCGGUCCCCGACCCUUCACGCGACCUCACUCCACCCUCCUACGCGUCUCCUGCAACUGCACAUCCGAAAGCGCGCGUUCAUUCUCGCUCAGGCACCGUGCAAACCUCUCUGCUGUCUUUGGACACGCAAGAACAUACGCAACUGCAGUCCAGAAGAAAGCACCGGCCAAACCAAAGACCCGCGCAGCUGCUGCGAAGAAACGGACCUCCACCAAAGCCACAGCAAAGAAGACUGUGGCAAAGAAACCCAAGAAAAAGGUCGUGAAAAAGGUCAAGCCAAAAGUCAAGAAAGUGGCUCCUGAAGUUGCUCUACGCCGCAAAGAACGACUUGCCAACUCUGAGCUGCGUGCGGCCGCCCUCCUCACUCGACCUAAACAAUUGCCCUCUACAGCCUACCUGGUGUUGGUCUCCCAGAUCUCUACCAAAGGCUCUCAACUCCAACAAAUCAUUCAAUCGGCCUCAGAGAAAUACAAGACACUUUCACCAGAGGAGCGCGAGAGUCUCAAUCAUACGGCGAAUGCCAACAAGGCCAAGAACGAAAUCGAGUACAAGAAAUGGGUUGAAAGUCAUGAUCCACUGACCAUCAAGAAGGCCAACAAUGCUCGUAACAAGCUCCGCAAGCAAGCCAAGGCCGCGGGAAAAGCCAAGGUCUAUUCGCAUAUUCAGGAUGAUAGACUGGUCAAGCCCCCCACGAACGCCUAUAACUUCUUCUUCCAGGAACGUGUGGCUUCCGGCGAUCUAAAGGGACUCAGUCUCGCCGAGGGUGGCAUCUUAGUAGGGAAAGAAUGGAAGGCUUUGUCUGCAGACGAAAAAGAGCGUUACAAGGGUCUUGAAAGUGCCGAUAAGGACCGAUACAUUGAGGAGCACAAGUCCGUGUACGGCAUUGACGCGCCGUUUUUGACAGCAUCAAAAGCCUGAGCGUUUGGCCGGCAACAAGAUCUCUCUCCAGGUGUUGACAGGAUUUCUGACUGACGACGCGCACACGCCGCAACACAUGGUCAGAUCCUAAUCUCGUCUACCCACACCAAAUCCAGUCGGCUGUUGUACGAUAGAAUCUUAAGAGAAGGAUCGUGGAGAACAAUGUUGGUCGGUACUGUAGGACAAAUUCGGAAUUGGGAUUGCAACGCAAAGGGCAGGAUGCCAUAUCUGAGCCAACUACAGCUCAUGGUCUACGCUCAGGGUCGAGGUGGAUAUUCAUGGCGGUUUCGCAAGGCAUAGAGCUCCACUUCUGGUUCUUCUCCAUGUGAUUAUACCACGAACGCAAGGAUGGCAAGAAGCCAGGUUGUGAAAUAGGGGUGGACAGAUGAGUCAAAAUCAUGAUUCUCAACAUGCAAAUAAGUACAUGAUCAAAGGUCGAUCAACAAGAAAGCAAAUUUCAAGCUGUGGUAUAUUCA
This is a messenger RNA of Exophiala mesophila, 1649 nucleotides long. RefSeq lists its product as uncharacterized. The record is from RefSeq and is a predicted model, not a curated record. The coding region runs from base 205 to 1173 and encodes 322 amino acids. NCBI's taxonomy places the organism in Eukaryota, Fungi, Ascomycota, Eurotiomycetes, Chaetothyriales, Herpotrichiellaceae. The transcript is spliced from 3 exons.